This is a messenger RNA of Trichomycterus rosablanca, 2048 nucleotides long. RefSeq names its product ectonucleoside triphosphate diphosphohydrolase 6 (gene entpd6). Gene Ontology annotation, cellular component: Golgi apparatus. Gene Ontology annotation, molecular function: hydrolase activity. The transcript has 14 exons. NCBI's taxonomy places the organism in Eukaryota, Metazoa, Chordata, Actinopteri, Siluriformes, Trichomycteridae. The coding region runs from base 42 to 1532 and encodes 496 amino acids. The record is from RefSeq and is a predicted model, not a curated record.
UAGCGGCGUGGAAGGCUUGUCACUAUGGCUGUCACUUCUUUAUGCGGCUUUAUUCCGCCCUGUUGAUGUUUACGUGGAGUUUACAUGGCGAAAACACUGACCUCGACCUUGGCACCAAGCGGACACACUACCUGCCGAUUAUAAACCAGUACAUCGUGAGCAGAGCUGAAGUCAAGAAAUCUCCUCCACACCAUCCAGCACCACAUACCUCCAGUAUCAUGAAGAUCCCUAAGCUGGCCUUCAUCUUCCUCCUGGUGGGCUGUCUGGUGGUCUACCUGACCUACGUGAAAAGUCGAUUCGAGAACAGGAAAGCGCCGAAGAGCGGCGAGCUCCUUUACAGGACCAGCCUGCGCAAGAGCCCGACCUCGGCGGAGAUGACCAAGCAGAAUUUCCAGUAUGGCAUCAUGUUCGACGCUGGGAGCACCGGGACGAGGAUUCACGUCUUCCAGUUUCAGCUGGAGCCCAACAAAGCUCCUAAAUUGGGUCACGAGACGUUCAGAGCAAUCAAACCUGGACUUUCUGCGUAUGCUGAUGAUCCAGACAAGUGUAAAGAAGGACUCUGGGAGCUGUUGGAGGUGGCGAAGCUGGUCGUGCCCGCCAGUCUGUGGCCCUCCACCCCUCUGGUCCUGCGUGCCACUGCGGGACUCAGGCUGCUGCCAGGGGAGAAAGCCACGCACCUUCUGGAUAAGGUCCGGGAGAUGUUUGGUGCGUCUCCGUUCCUCAGCAGGCCGGACAGCGUGUCGAUUAUGGACGGUACAGAUGAAGGAGUCUCAGCGUGGAUCACUGUCAACUUUUUAUUAGGUGGCCUCCAUGGCUCUGAAGUAUCCUCGGUGGGGAUGCUGGAUUUGGGAGGAGGCUCGACCCAGAUUACUUUCUCACCACAAGAUGAGAAGACCAUCCAGACCUCCCCGGUCGAUUACGUCACAUCGUUUCAGAUGUUCAACACGAGCCACACCCUCUAUUCACACAGCUACCUGGGUUUGGGUUUGAUGUCCGCCAGACUGGCCGUGUUGGGAGGAGUGGAAGGACAGCCCGUUGGGGGUGGACAGGAACUGAUGAGUCCAUGUCUGGCUCCGGACUACACCGGACAGUGGGAGCACGCAGAGGUCACCUACACUUUAAAGGGCCAGAAAGCAGGAGAACCAAUUUAUGAGUCGUGCCUGAGCAAGGUGGAGAAGAUGAUCUACAGGCGAGUGCAGAAAGCCGAGGAGGUGAAGGACAUGGAGUUCUACGCUUUCUCUUAUUACUACGACCGCGCUGUGGACCUGGGACUCGUCGAUGAGAAGACCGGAGGCUCGAUUAGAGUCAGCAGCUACAUCGAUGGUGCCAAGACAGUGUGUAAGAGCUUGGAGACCGGUGUGGGUAACAAUCCGUUCCUCUGUCUGGAUCUAAUGUACAUUUCGGUGCUGCUGCAGGAGCUCGGCUUCCCCCCGGACAAAGAGCUGAAGCUGGCCAGGAAGAUCAACGACGUGGAGACUAGCUGGGCUCUGGGAGCCACCUUCUACUACAUCGAAUCCCUUCGUGGACAUUAACAGGUCCUCUCAGGAACCUGUUUUGUUCCUGAGUGGUAUGUCCUCGUUUUAAUCUGCAGCCAGAGCCACGCCCAGUUCACGAUGCAAUAAAAGGGAUCGUGUGUCUGUCGUAUCAGUGAUCGGGACUUGGCCUGACUGGACUUUAGACUCUUGAACUCUGUAGGCGUAACGCUGCACUACUAUACUCCUGUUCCUCACGUCACUUCAUGAUGACGGAUCUGUGUGUGUGUGUGAGAGAGUGUGUGUGUGUGUGUGUGUGAGAGAGAGUGUGUGUGUGUGUGAGAUUAUUUGUACUCUGGGAAAAACGUCUACAGAACUUGAUUGUAUUUACCAUGUGUGAGAACUUUCUACAGAAUGUGAUUUGAACCUUGUACCUCCUCCUGAUUGAAUGUUUCUGAAUAAGCUUUGACAUGUUGGAAUGUGAUGACCAGUGAAAUGUGAGCUGCUCUGUAUUCGUAUCUUAAUGAAGCAUGCAGUGCAAGUGGACUUAUUUUGCACAUAAAGCUUAAAAUUUUA